AUGACGGACUCUUUCCUGAUUCGUUUCGAGCCGACUGGGGAAUCUUUCGAUGUGCCUUAUCAACAACAGACUACCAUUCGUGAUCUCAUCGAAUACGUAUGCAAAAGUGCAGCAACAUCAAAUGCAAACUCUGAUGACUACUGUCUGACGAUUGACAACAACAAAGAACUAGAAGAUAAUCAGACUGUGUAUGGAGCGCGCCUUAAUGAACACAAUCGAUUCGUCUUUUUAGAAAUAUGGUUAAAAGACAAUUUUGACUUUAAAAAAUAUGCUGAGACUAAAGUACUUCUUAAACAAUGGAUGUCAUCGAUACCAGAAACAGAAAUGCUUACCACUCGAACCACAAUGAACAUUGGUAAAAAGCAAGAGAUUACUACAGAAUCAAAAUUUAACAGAUGGAAACAAAGUGCCGUCACUGUGGUUGGCGGAAAUGGAAAAGGACAAGAAUUAAAUCAACUGAAUCAUCCUUUUGGAAUUUUUAUUAAUAAGAAGAACAAUAUUUUCAUCGCUGAUUGUUGGAAUCAUCGCAUUAUUGAAUGGAAAUAUGAUACUAAAGAAGGACAAAUCAUUGCUGGUGGAAAUGGCAAAGGAACUCGAAUGGAUCAGUUGAAUCAUCCAACAGAUGUGAUUGUUGAUCAACAAAAUCAUUCGAUCAUCAUUGCUGAUCAUGUUAACAGACGAGUGAUUCAAUGGGUUAAUCAAACGCAACAAAUUCUUAUUGAGAAUAUUGAUUGUGCUCGCUUAGCAACAGAUAAACAUGGAUUUUUGUAUGUUUCUGAUUACAAGAAGAAUGAAGUGAGACGAUGGAAAAUGGGAGAAUAUAACAACGACGGAAUUGUAGUGGCAGGUGGAAAUAAACAAGGAACUCAACUUAGUCAACUCAAUAGUCCAGGUUUUAUCUUUGUUGAUGAAGAUCAAUCGGUUUACGUAUCAGAUUGGAACAAUCAUCGUGUGAUGAAAUGGAGAAAAGAUGCAAAAGAAGGAAGAAUCGUAGCGGGAGGAAAUGGUCAAGGUAGAAAUCGAAAUCAACUACAUCAUCCUCAAGGAGUAACUGUUGAUGCUUUUGGUCGAAUCUAUGUGGCGGAUUUUGGAAAUGAUCGAGUAAUGCGUUGGUGUGAAGGAAAAGAAGAAGGUGAAAUUGUUGUUGAUGAAAAUAGUAAAGGAAAUCAAUUGAAUUAUCCCCGUGGUUUAUCUUUUGAUAAUGAAGGAAAUCUUUAUGUUGCUGAUUGUGACAAUAAUCGAAUUCAAAAAUUUGAAAUAAUUUAA
Messenger RNA from Adineta steineri, 1266 nucleotides. Lineage: Eukaryota; Metazoa; Rotifera; Eurotatoria; Adinetida; Adinetidae. The record is from the annotation of a GenBank genome assembly.